Molecule: messenger RNA, 8288 nt
Organism: Armigeres subalbatus
Lineage: Eukaryota; Metazoa; Arthropoda; Insecta; Diptera; Culicidae
Product: protein dopey-1 homolog
Biological process (GO): Golgi to endosome transport
Cellular component (GO): endosome; trans-Golgi network
Source: RefSeq, a predicted model, not a curated record
GAUACAUUCGAGGUGGGAGCAUCGAUGGAACGAAACCAACGAAUGAAUGGCAUUCAGGAAGUAUCUGCUUCGGGAGAUGGUUGUUGUUUUGAAUUGUCUGAAUGGUGCUUCCUCAAAAAUUACGCAAAAUGGUGAGAUCACCGAAGGCAAAAAUGGACACCGCCACGGGCUCAGGAUUAAUGGAGGAGUACGACUUGAUGAAGCAAUCCAAAUAUCGGGUGUACAUGUCCAACAUCGAUAAGGCACUGAAGAACUUCGAGUACUCGAGCGAGUGGGCCGAUCUGAUCUCGGCACUCGGGAAACUAAACAAGGUCAUCUCCUCCAACUCACAGUAUCAGAUAAUUCCCAGGCGGAUUAAAAUUUCGAAACGUUUGGCACAGUGUAUGCAUCCAGCACUGCCGUCCGGAGUUCAUCUCAAGGCUCUGGAAUCGUACGAUGUGAUAUUCAGCAAUAUUGGGGUAGACCGACUGGCUUCGGAGCUGUUCAUUUAUAGUGCGGGAUUGUUUCCCUUGCUGGGUUAUUCAGCUAUGAACGUGAGGCCCACCCUGCUUUCCAUUUAUGAGAAGUAUUUUGUUCCUCUGGGCGAAAAGCUGCGGCCUGCACUCAGUGGUUUUCUGAGUGGUGUAUUCCCUGGUCUAGAAUCCGGACAGGAUCAUUUCGAACGAAUCAGUUCCCUGCUAGACAAAGUUUGUGCCGCGGUAAAACCAGAAUGCUUCUACACCUGCCUGUGGGAAUGCAUAGUCACAAAUGCUUCCGUACGUCUGCCCGCAAUCAGCUACGUGCUGGAACAUUUUGAUAAAAAGCGAGCCUGUUCGGAGCAGAAACAACUGAUGGGAGGCAGUGUGGAACUUCUGGUAACCGGUUUGUGUAGCUGUCUCAACGAUUCAGUAAUAUUGGUGCAGCGGAAUACUCUGGAGUUUCUGCUCUUGGCAUUCCCAAUGCAUGCAAUGAUUCUCUCACAACGAGAUGUUACAAAACUAGUAAAAACUGCUCUCAAUACUAUCUUGCGGCGAGACAUGUCGCUUAACCGUCGGCUCUAUUCAUGGCUUCUGGGCGCAGAUACCAGUCUUGGGAAACAUUUGGAAGACAUCGGCCACGAUGGAGAAACCACCGACCCAAACACCUACUUUGAGACUCACUCAAAGCUGGUUCUCAUCAGUGCAUAUAAACUAAUUCUUAGGGCCAGUGUCACAUCCAGCCCGCCAGAUCUUAGCCCCUAUAGAAUACUAAUCUCAUUGCUCGACAAGGCCGAAAUCGGCCAGCGCAUACUGGAUGACGUGCUGUGCGACAUCAUCCGUACCAUUUCAUUGUGCAAUGGAAACCUGGAAGUGCAAAAGAAUGCCAACGUACUGUUUUCCACGUUCGAUCCUUCAUACAUCUGGAACUAUAUGACCACCCUCUACCGGGAUGGAGCAGCGAAAAAAGACUCGAGGACAUCUUCUGGCGGUGACGGUGGCAGUGGCAGGGCGAACAGCAUCAACUUCACCAACAUCAAGGACAAUAUCCGAAUAGACGCCGGUCCACCCGGUACGGUUGAGUUGUGCUAUCUGACGGAAUUUCUACUGGAGACGCUUUCGCUGGAGAUCUACAACGAAACGACGCGGGUGUAUCUGCCAAAGUUCUUGCUCUCGCUGAUCCGGAUGUUGACAGUGUACGCAGAGAACAUGACCUCCAACGAAGUAGCCGCCUCGCUGCGGCUGUGCGUGAAAAUUGUCUCCAAAGUGCAGCCGAUGAUUAUGUCGGAGAAGGUACUUGACCUAUCGAUCAGCACCCGCAGCAAUAGUGUUACCACGGAAGGCCAGGAAGCAAAGGAAACAGUUUCGCUCGAAAAGAGUAAUUCAGACUCGAAGAUCCACGAAACCUCUCUUCAGGUAGUUCAGGACAGUUCCUUCACUCGAUCGAGCUCCAGCCAGGGCCUGAACAAGAAGGGGAAGUACAGCAAAAAAUCGAAGAAAUCCAAAUCCUACACCAAGUUGAGUGAUCUGGAUCAGAGCACGUCGGCGAGCAAAAGUACCGCCAAUGUAAGCGUAAUGUCCAACGGGGCGAGUGGAUCGCACACGACGAUUGCCACGGCAAGCUCAACGCCCAAUUUGAAGAACGAAGAUGUCACUGGAGGUGAAUCGAGUCAGGAGGAGCGGCAGAGUCUGAACAGCGACAAGGAGGACGUCCAGUCGGAUAUUGUGAUUAAGGUUACGAGGCAGAUUGCACCGGCCCAGCUGCCAGAUUGUCCUAUUUUAGAGAAGUGUAUCAAACAGUAUGUGUUGUUCUAUGAACUUUACGUGUGCCGGCAGAUCUUCGAUGGAUCGAAUGUGGAAUCGAUGGGAAGUUCGGCAUCAUCGUCGGAACAGGUUAGCUUGCAAGACAACCUCUUCAUAAAUCCGAGCGAUAGCAAGUGUUUGUUGAACGACGACGUGUAUGUGAUAAAUGCACUGCAGCCUGAGCUCGAGGACACUUUCCAGACCUUGAAGAUUGUGGGGGUGUCCGAUAGUAAAAAGUUGAAAGCGAUUUUGGCGAAGACGAUAGAUCGUGAACGAAAUAGUGAAGUGUUUGAGCAGUGGAGUGCGACAGAUACCGGUACGAAACGAGGCAUAUAUGAAAUAGAUUCUCUUUUGGAGAGCAAUGAGAAGCUUAAACGAGUGAUCAAUGCCAGGAUAUCGGAAUCGCUAAGAAGUGCUCUCAAACUGGCAUGCAACGUACUGACGGAAAUGUCAUCUUUUCCGAGCUACGGAAACGAUAGUGGUUUUAGAAAAUGUGAUAACAUACCAGGCUGGUUAAAAGCACUGACUAUUUUGGCUGCGUUCAUCGGGGAUUUGGACACACAACUGUCUGCCGCGCAGACUCUGAUCGACAUGAUCAGUUUACUGCGGACAAAUGAUCGAAAGCCCAAAUCCAGCAGUUCCGGUACAACGUUUGUGAUGAUGAUGCCCUUGCUGAAGUUGUCCCACGUGCUUUACCUGGAGAAGAAAACAAAGGUGUUCCAGGUGCUAACGAGUAUGCUGUGGAACCAUCUGGAAGCAGGACGCUCCGAAGCUCGAAACAUCAGUGUACUGCUGUACCGAAUACACAGCUGCUUAGAUCCGAAGUUCACCGAAGAUGUCAUCAUAAGCAAGGUAAUCGUGCCGCAGAGAGAAAAUAGUGGAUCGGACCGUCAUAAUCUGCACGUGUUUUGGUCCAUUCCGGCUCUGUCGACUACGGAACUAAAAAUCGAACCAGCAGAAUUUCGACGAUUCCAACUUCUCUGGAAGCUCGGUCGUGAUACCCAUCAUGGGAAAGAGUUUGAAAAGUUGUUAUUCCUGAUCUUGGACGUGCUAACAUUGCCGAGCAAUUUGUCGAUGCAGGUCACUGUUUCAAAGUGGCUACAGGAAGCAUUGGUUCGAGGGGACAUGGGACGAAUUUUGAAACCUUUGCUAAAGAUCCUGCUGAAUGAAAGUACAAAACGGAUGAGCAUCAUCUACACGAAACGAUACAAACAGGAUAACGACACCGGCAGUGAAUGGGAGAAAGAUCUCGUAGCGGACGGAGACUCGUUUCUGGACAAAGAAUGCUUCGCUGUGAGUUCCGAAGAUGGGUGCAUCCGAUAUCACAUGGAUAACGUACUGAGUAAAAAACGUAGUCCAAUUAGGACCAUUCAAAAGAAAAUAUUCGGAGUCUCAAUCGGCUCAAAGGCCAACAGCAGCCAAGUAUCGAAUUACAUAACGAGCGACAGUUCAAAGGAAGUGGCAGCAACUGCAGCAACAGACGAUAACUUCACCAAGAUCUCGUUCAUUAUAAACCCACUGGAGAAGGAACUGAACGGGAAGAGCCCUAAAGCGUUGCGAAACAGAUCUAAUUCGAUGGGAUUGAUCGACUGCGAACCGAGUGCCGUGGAGUCGGGAUCGCUUCCAAAUGGAAUCGAUAAGAAAGAAUUCCAUAGGUCAACUUCGGACAUUGACGAAGCAAGUGACGGAGAUUUCGAACGAAAGAAGGGCCGAUUGAGUGAGGGUAGCUACAGCCGAUCCACGACGGCAGCGGGUUUUUACGAUACUGAAACAAUCAAACGCGCUUCGGGCGGGAUGUCAAUGGAUGAUGAGGGCUUUGUGUCAACGCUGUCCGAGCGCACUCUAAACUAUUCGUUAACGUCCAAUGCAUCGUCAUCCAUCACAGCAACGGGGAACGAUGCAGAAAUUGUGUUUGGAACAGGACCGGGAGAUCCCCCAGCGACUGCUUCGGAAACGCCCUCGAGCGGCAGCGUCUUCGGGGGCGAUUCGCAACGUAGUAGCAGCAAUAGCAAGGACAGCGCCAAGGCCAGAGAUGGCGAGCUGUUUGGAUUUGGUCGUCGUAAGAACUGGAGAAAUUUGUCCAAAUUAUAUCCGUUCCACACCCAUUUCCUAAUUUAUGAAUCGAUAUUCAAUACCAAACAGAUUCUUUACACCUUGGAGACGUUGAAGAAUAUUUUAGUGAAUGAUAACAGGUUCUUCCUUUGCCUUUCCGUUACAACUUCGGUUACGAGCAGUCAGAUUCGGAACUUACUGGUACGGCAUCGAAGGAACGUUUUUGGCAAAAAUUUUACUGAUGGACACGACGAAGCUGAGUAUCAAAGCAUGUACAGAGGAUGUAUGUACUUGGAGGUCAUCGUGACGCUUUUACUUUACUAUACUCGAAGCUAUUAUCAAAAGGACGAAGAGCUGAAGGCUCAACCCUCCAAAGACGAUCUGAAUGGGAACUCCAAAAUUCAACUGGAAUGUAUAAAACUGAUGACUAAAAUUUUCUCUGAACUCCUGACAAUCGUCAAGGAUGUCGGUAAAAACUUGGCAAAUUACAUCGCCGAUCUGAUGGAGAAAUGCAAAGUUCAGAAAAUUCUUCUGUACUGCUUGACGUCGUCGGUCAAUUAUUUCACGUCGCCUCAAUGUUACACUUACUCCGACGAGAUCUUAGUUUUCAACGAUCCGGAAAGUUCCCGUCUCUACGCAGAAGCCUACCAGAUCGAACUGCUCAAUCUUAUUUUAGCCGUAAUCAAAUUAGAACAUGAAAUCAUGAUUCAGAGAAAUGACGAACGAUUCAAUGAGGGCAUCAAGAACGUCCUUUCCAGCAACUCUCCGACGCGACAUGCCCCCGAGAACAAACGCAUCUACAAGUACAUUCCUAAUCAGCUGGUUAGUCAACAACCCAUGUUCUUAUCGGCUGUCUUAUCUGCGCUGCAUUCGGAUAAGUUGAAACACAUCCAUAAAAGUUGGACCGACAUGAUAACAUCCUGCCUCACCUAUCUCCCCUUGAACAAUCUGACCAACAUCGUCAUCAGCAUUAUCCACCAGCUGUGUGCAAACUUGGACCGCAUCACCAAACGGGAUAGGAUUCACAACCAGUGUACCGAUUACAUUGUGUCCCAGCUGGAGGCCAUCACAGUAUUAUCGCACUACUGUCUGUUAGACAGCUCCCAGCAAAUCUCCCUGGCGAACGUUUUCAGUCCCUCGAGCAAUCUUACUUCCCCGUCUACUAACUCCGGUCAAAUCAUUAACAGUAUCGUGAACGUGUUUCUCUCUUCCUCUCUUUUGAACGAGAACCAAGCCAAAAAUAGUCACCAAAAAGUUGCCAGAACUGCAAUCCUUAGUCAUCUGCCCCGCAUCAUUAUCACCAUUGCCACGCUCUGGGAAACCAGCAUUAGCGAGUUCCGACACGUGAAGCACCAGCUGCUAGAAUUUCUUAGUCCAAUCUCACUGCACUACGGCACAAACUUUCUCACUGCCAUUUCUGUCGCUUGGUACGAACGGAGUAGUGACAUAUUCAACACCGCAAUUCCAAUAGACAGCAUCUCGGCCGACGGUAGCGCCGACGGCAUCGAUUUCUUCGAGGUCAUGGCCAAAGCAUUACCUCAAGCGAACGAGAAUCAACUUUUGCUCGUCAAGUUAAUUUCCGGUAUUCGGAUCAUGUCGGUUGAUUCGUUCAUCCAAACCAUGCACCAAGUCAUAAAAUCUCCCCCACAAAUCUACCAACCUCCCGUUGGGUUCAACAUCGAGGUCAGCGCCCUAGAGUUGUUGUUCUUUUACCUGCAGAGCGUUGCUCAAGCCCAUUUCAAUGACUGCUGGAGUUCACUGUAUGCUUUGCUCAAAGACUGCCUCUCGCUACAAAUACCGGCCCAAUUCGUCGCUCUAUCCAUCCUGAACGAGUUUGUUCAGCGGUGUUCGGUGAUUCCUUUUGCGGAUAAAAAGGAUCUACGGGAUCUGCACGACGUCACGCAGCGGUUGGUGGAAGCCAUCUCCAAUGUGGCGGGUUCGUGUUUGGAACAAACCACCUGGCUGCGGCGAAAUCUCUCGGUGAAGGAAGAGUUUAGCUCGAUCGAGAGCACUAAGGACGGGCUGCUGAUGCCAUCCAAUCAGCACUACUCCAUUCAGGCGCAAUCGAUUCUGGCAAGCAUUCUCGCGCCGUUGUUAGACGUGGUCUUUAGUUCCCAGGAGAAGGACAAGGUAACCGCGGUGGUGACCGGCGUUAUGUACAACAUUGUGCCUUAUCUAAAAACUCACACGGUAAAGAACAUUCCGACGUUCCACGCGUGCUCUCACUUGCUGGCGAGUUUGAGUACCUAUCAGUAUACUCGGAAGGCAUGGAGAAAGGACGCCCUUGAUCUGUUGCUGGAUGCAACCUUCUUCCAGUUUGACAGCCGCUGCUUGCCCUACUGGAAAACUAUCCUCGAUAGUUUGAUGACCUGUGAUAAUACCACUUUUAGAGAUCUUAUGAAUCGCUUGCCACUAGCACAAACCGGAUCGCUAAACAUAUUCACUUCUAAGGAGCAGGAAUAUGAACAACGGGCUCUGCUAUUGAAGCGAUUGGCCUUCGUCAUUUUCUGCAGUGAAGUGGAUCAGUACCACAAAUAUAUGCCGGAGAUUCAAGAACAACUUGCCAACAGCCUAAGACUACCCCAGGUUGUACCCCUUAUACAGUCGGCGGUAUUCCUCUGUUUCCGGGUGCUACUUUUGCGGAUGUCGGCCGACAACGUAACUAGUCUCUGGCCGAUCAUCAUCGCCGAAAUGGUUCAGGUGUUCCUUUCCAUCGAACAAGAACUGAUGACAGAUACUGAGGAAUUUAGCCAACAUAUUCGGAUGCUGUCUGGAUUGGACACGGCGUGGGUAACCAACACAAACAACGGACUGUACUCGUACGGGCAUCCGCACUGGAGAAUGGUACAGCUGGAAACCGCCAAGCUGCUGGAGCUGGGUUGUGUCCUCCCAGCGACCAUUCUCCCGCACUUCCAAAUGUACCGCUGGGCGUUCGUCAGUAGCCAAAACGAGCACUUGCUAAGGCCGGGAAGCUACGAUGAAGCGAAAAGUAUUGCUUUUAUACCGCACGUGACCCGAAUAUCGCAGUUGAUGGACUUCCGAUACACGUCACAUUCACCGAAGGCCCAAACCACCAAGGGCAGCCACAUCAUGCUAACCUGCCAGUCGAUCAACACCCUGCAGGAUCUGUACAGUUUCUUCUCGACGCUGUCGAUGCGAUGGCCUUCGCACAUCUCCUACACGGCCGACACGGAAAAGGACACCAAGAGCUGCCUCGACGAGGUGGAGAAAGUGCUGGCACUGGACUUCCUCGAAAAGAUGCCCUCAACGGUUAAGUAGGAGCGCGCACUGGGAAAUACGGUCGACAUCUGCGUUCGGACUUGUGUUCGUUUCGGGAUGGGGCGUGUCUUUGAGCAGCAGUAUUGUAUAUGUGACCGACUAGUUUAUGAAAUUCGUGAUUUGUGAUCCUUUAGAUACUUCCUUUUUUAAUUGUUGAUUAGUCCCCCUCUCUAUUAUUGAUCAUGUACAGACGAAAUUUACAAAAUUAACGCUAUUUAUUCUAAAUUAUUUUUAAGUGAUAGUCUGUAAAUAAAAUAAGCCACGUGUGGUGGUAAUGACUAUAAAAAAGGCCAACGUUUGUACUCUUCUGAGUAGUGAAAUGUGAAAAGUGAUAUGACGGAAGAGGAGAUUUAGCACACAAGGUGAAGAUGGAUACACACUUCACGACUAAGCUUACAAAAAGCUGUUCAGAGAUCUAAUUUAAAACAAACGUCUAAAUAAGAAAUCUAUGGAGCGUGGAUUCUGCAUGUUAAGCUAGCUUAUUUUUUCAAUAGUUGCAGAAGUUCCUUGAAUAUAUAUAUAAUAGCAAAUCAAAAAUUGAGUAUCGAAAGAAAAAAAAAGAUUCAGGAUAAGAGAACAGUAAUUUUUCGGAAAAUAAGAUACAAUCUAGUGAUCGACCAUGGCGCAGUGAAUGCUAAAUAGAUAUGUGAUUACCUAAAUAUAUUUUUAAAACAUUUGCGAUUGUUUUAAAAAUGUUAA